AUUUUAAUCAUCCACCUAACGUUAAAAGCAGCUCCGACUCGAGACUUGAUCGCAGGUUGGACGAGUUAGGUAGGAGUACUCAUGAUCAAAGGUCGGAAAUACUUGUACAAAGGGCAGUUGAUUCAGACUCGGACACCGUCAGUCAAAGACACAGACACAGACACUCAGAGAGACGCGAUACUGAGACUGGGCGCAUGUUUGCAGCGUCUGCUUAUUUCCAAAAACCUACUAAAGUGUCAGAAGAUGUCACAAGGAUAACUCAGGGGAACUCUAAUAGUCCUCAUACUGUGCAUAGGACUGCUAAUGACAGCUUGCACCCUAAUGGAUCUAAUUCACCCCUAACAACUAGCACACAUUCCAGUACUACCAAGCAGGUUGAAUCUAGACCACUUGACAAGUCUGGCAGAGGACGAAGUGCCAGUGCUGAUAUGUUAACUCUGCCCGACAAAUAUGGCGCAUAUAACCACACUGAUAGAGAGGAUUCCAGAAGAGGUUCGUCACCAGUAUCUCCGGGAGACGAGAUCCUCAGGUAUAGGCGAGAUAUAUAUGGGAAGGAAUGGGACAGUGACACCUGCAGCGACGACAGGCAAAUUAGUACUUACCCACUUACCAAUAAGGGAAUACAUUCUACUGGGCAGAGUAAUGCAGGUAGGAGGGGGGACAAAGUGAUUGUAGGUGUUAAAACCGACGUACCAGGCCUAUCUACAGGUGGUAUGUCAAUGAGAGAAUAUUUAACCAAACAACAAACACAAAGACAUGAUAAUCUUAAAAAACAUAACACACCAAGCGUCACUUCAUCUUCAUCUUCAUCCGGAAGUACUCAAAAAGAACUGCCUGACACAAGUCAGGCUAGGACUACAGAGCCCAAUAUCUCAAGGACCGAAAUGCUAACUAAGCGUCAGCCGUAGUACCGAAGGGACCAGUUGGACAAGGCACCCUGAACAAAAACUGCACAGGCAAAACACUGAUCCCGAUGGGUGUAAUUUGUCUAAUUUUAGACCAGUUAGAUUAACUGAUUCCAGGGGUUAUGAAAUCAGAAGAGCUGAACCCGUGCAGGUAAUUUUAGUGGAGGACGAGGACUUUGAUAAUAUGCCUCCAAUCAAAUCUAGUCAAAAUAAUCCUCCAUCAACGCUUAUUCCAAAUGCUAAUGCCAAUCAUAAACUGCCAUCACACAUGCAAAGUGAGCACAGACCAAUCAUUAUGCACUCUAACCCUGGAAACAAUCAUAGUCAACAUAGAGGAAGGGAAGGACGGUCAAAUAGCAGGCAAUUACCGGAGAAACCCAACCCCCACCAAAUCAGAAGCCAAAGCCGAGAUAGACAUAGAGAACCCUCACCAUUAAGGGUCAGAGGACGGGAACCUUCACCACUGAGAGACAACAGAGGUCGGGAAAUGACUUCAAGGUCACAGGGGUCUAAUCCACACAUAAUACCUGGUGCUACGAGACACAAAUCAUCACAAGCAAAAGAGGAUAGAAAAACACACAGAUCACAAAAGAGAGUGCAACAUUUCCAAAGAGUGUCCUCCUGUGCCUAUAAGGGACAGCAGUAGAGAACGGAUGAGAGAGAGACUACAAAGUGGUGCUAGACUACGUGCUAGGAGCGAAGACCGGAGAAGCAGUAGAUAUAAUGAGUUUGGAAAUCGUUCAAUUUUCACUGCUGUGGAAUUUACAGAUGAUGCCACCAGCAGCAGCUCAGGAUCAGCCCCCGGAAGCCGGAAAAGUUCAGUCAACACAGCUCGGCCACCUUCUCCAGAUUCAGGUAAACGUCGCACGUCUUACCUAAUGGCGACUAGUAGCGAUGAUCCAGUUAUUCUAGGAGCCAGUAUGGAUGUGGAAUCUUAUAGUCCCACUGUUAACAUGAAAACUCCAAAUAAACGCAAUCCAAGUAUCAAGAAACUGAAGUCUUUCUUCGGUGAAGGCACGCCAAGGAUAGUGGAAGCGUCCGAGAAGUCCCAAGAUUCUGCAUCACCAUCGAGACUCUAUGAUAUUGCCAGAGAGGGCCAAUUGUAUUGCAAAGUAGAAGCUAAAGAUGGCAAGCGAGCCAGUGAUAGAUCCUGGAAACCAGUUUAUGGUGUACUCAAGGCACAUGUGUUGUACUUAUCAAAGGAAAAGAAAGAUGUAAGUGCCAUGAGUCCCACAUCAAUGGAAGAACACCCAAUCAGUAUAAAAUCAGCGAUUGUGGACAUUGCAUAUGACUAUACAAAAAAGAAAAACGUCUUUAGGUUAUGUACUUACAGCGGUUCUGAGUAUUUACUGCAGGCGCCCGAUACUAAAGCAAUGUUAGAUUGGAUAUCAGUAAUUCAAGCUAAUAAUAAUCCUGAUGCCGAUGAUGCUGGGGUUGCUAGGGAAGCUCUGAUUGUUAGGAAGACAGCUCAGCAAGAAAAUUUACUUGGUGUGCCAAAUCAGCCAAGUAAUAAACACCCACUAUCACCUGGUAGUCAUCGAAGGAAAUUUACACUGAGAAGUGCCUCACCUGGACCGCAUGGCAGGAAACCAUUAAAAGAGCACAAAGAAAAGGAUGAAUCAACACCAAAAGAAGGUAAAAGUAAACCGCAUAAUUGGAAGGGUAAAAUCAGUAGGAUCAGUAAGAAAUUUGGUCCUGGUUCCCCUGUAGUUGAUGGUAAUGUGAAUGGUACAUUUAAUGUUGUAUUGGAAGCAUGCCCACCUUCUCCUAAUAAUGAGUUUGUACCCUAUGUGGUAGAAGUGUGUUGUACAAUAGUGGAAAGUAUAGGAUUAGAUUUCACCGGUAUCUACCGAGUACCUGGCAAUACAAGUGGUGUUACACAUUUACAAGAAGAGUGUGAUAAAGGCAUGGAGGAUAUCAAUCUGGAAGACAAGAAAUGGAAGGAUGUCAAUGUGGUUGGCAGCUUACUGAAGUCGUUUUUCAGGAAGUUACCAGAACCAAUCGUGCCAAGCGAUCUGUAUGGUUUGUUCAUUGAAGCAAACCGGAAAGAAGAACCCACGGAAAGAAUGAGUGAACUAAGAAGACUGGUUCAUCAGCUUCCAGAUCAUCACUUUGAGACACUGAGAUUUUUAGCAAAACAUUUAAAGAACAUAGCAGAUAACUGUCAUGCUAACAAGAUGGAAGCUCGGAAUCUAGCUAUUGUGUUUGGACCCACAUUAGUCAGACCAGCUGAAGAGAACAUGGUGAUAAUGGUGACGGAUAUGUCAGAUCAGUGUCGUAUUGUAGAGAGUAUAAUUAUGCAUUGUGACUGGUUCUUUAGUUCUGAAGAUGCUGAUAAGCUGGAAGUACCAAUCGAUGGAUCUACCGAGGCCGCUCCCUCAUCUAAUAUGGAUUUGUUAUUGUUGAAAGUUAAGGAGGAAACACGUGAUCCAAAAGAGCGUAAACAUAGUAGAAGAACGAAGAAGUCGAUCGUUACUGCCCCGACAACUCCAGAUGAUGAGGAUUUUGGCUUUAGUGAAAGGAAUAUUGACUAUGAAAUCUCAGUCCGCAUGAAACGGCAAGGAAUGUCCCAUAUUAAACAGAGCGAGGCUGAGAGUACGGUUAACAGUGAGACAAAACAAUCAGAGGAGAGAAUACGUGAGGUGGAGACUCAUGAGAAAAAGAUUGAAGUUCAUGAACGUAAAUCGAGUUCGUCUUCAAUGAAGACAGGGUCUCAGAGCUCAUUGGAAGUAAAAUCAACAACAGAGAGCGAAGGGUUAGGGUCAUCAGAUCAAGAGGCUAGUGAAAAAGCGAAGAGUUACAUUCGAGCGUCAAAACAAGCCUUUCAAAGAAACCAAUAUUUACCACAUAAAUCUUCAUCUACUGCCAUGCGAAAACUUUCUACAGAGUCUGAGUUGAGUGUCAUCUCGCAGAAAUCCAACACAUCCUCAAAUGGAAAAAUCGAAGACCUAACUAUUGAUAGGAGGAAAGACAAAGAGAGAAUUGAAAAACAAUACGAGUUAGCUUUGAAAGAUUUGGAGAAUGAGGACAAGCUGGACAAUGAUGAUUUUGCGUUGAAGGUAUCUGCGGUUUCCAACGAAAUAGUGAGAUUGCACUCACAAGAUUAUGAAAAAGAAAAACACACCAAGACUGAGGUGUCUUCAGUUACUUCUGAUUACUCAACAACGACCUCGUCCUCAACAAACUUUGUAACAGGUGAUAUAAAAACACCGGACACGCCCGGCAGCCGACUGGAUUCAGAUAAUUUCUUUUCUCCAGAUUCUGAUACUGAAAGUGAUCUAGUAACCAGUAUGACAGAAACCUUUGAUCAAAGGCUGAAAUUGUUGCUCAGUGCAGAAAAUGAGCCUGAAAAAGAGGCACAACUUGAACAUUUACUAUCACCAACAGAGCAAACGCUGCCUGUUAAUAAACACAGGCGUCUAAGGACUUCCAAUACCGAUCCAAAUUUAGGUCAGCAUCUCGAUGCUGUAACUGUGAAAAAAACUGAUUCUAGGAGUUCUUUAGAUGAUGCAGCAUUACCAGAUUCUGCUAAACUAAUGCAUAAUGACAGGCCAUCACAGAAAGAAUUCAAACGUGGGAAGUCAGGUGAAAAUGUCAGGGGAAGGAGACCACGUCCAACAACAUUGGCGAACACUGGGAGUAUUCCUACUAGAAGUGAGAAUGAAAAAGAAAAAUCUGUGGUUCAACAGUCCACCUUUUCAAAAGCAAGAAGAAAAACUCAACCUGUUGGUAGCACCAGCAAUAGCCAGCUUUUGACACCAACAGAGCAAACGGUGAACAAACUAGUAAUUGAAAGUUCAACCUCACCAAGUGAGAGAUCACCAUCUCCUUCUAAGAAAGUUAGCCGAAUUGAAGUUGUUUUGACAUUACAAAAAAAAGAAGGCUUAUCUACCGCUCCAGUUGCCAAUACGUGUGGCAAAACUGAAGUGACAACAGGUAACACGAAGCAACAAGGUUUCAAUCAAAAUGAAAAGGAGCUAUUUAGGAAAAAGAAAGAUCAGAAAAUAGAUUGGAAUGAGAAUCGGACAGCUUCUCGGAGAAGACAUACUUUGGGUGGUGGCAAAGAUCUAAAGGAUUACGAGACUAUGUUAUCAGUGUGCGUGAAUGGAACUCACGAAAAAGAACGUAAAACAAGUGCCUUUGAAAGGCUUAAGCCAUUUGGGCUGGAAAGUAAACAAUUAGAAAACCUGACAAUGAAGUCAUGGUUACGGCAUCAAAAAAGUGCUGGCGAUUUAUUUACAGAUUGUGGUUCAAAGAAAUCUGCUGAUGAAAUUGGUUUACUCAGUAAACAUCUCGGUAUCGCUCCAAAAGAUAACAGAACUGCAAUUGACAAUAAGCGUCAAGUGAUCACAUCAAGUGAGAAACGCAACAUCCCAAAGAGCAAGACCCUGGAUGCACAUCCCCAAAAACUUGCAGCGAAACCAAGAUUUUACGAUAUUGAGUCAUAUUUGUAA
This is a messenger RNA of Saccoglossus kowalevskii, 5359 nucleotides long. Its product is annotated as rho GTPase-activating protein 23-like. Gene Ontology annotation, biological process: signal transduction. Gene Ontology annotation, molecular function: protein binding; phospholipid binding. NCBI's taxonomy places the organism in Eukaryota, Metazoa, Hemichordata, Enteropneusta, Harrimaniidae. The record is from RefSeq and is a predicted model, not a curated record.